CGUCCAAGCAUUGCAGAGAGCAAUUGGUCCAGGCAGCUUCAUUUCGCCACUUGCUGCUGCGCAAAUCAUUCAAGUCAUCUUCUCAUCAGACCGCGGCUGUGUAUCCUGCCACCGCGCCGCCGAGUUCCUAGCGAAGCCGACUGCCACAGGAGCCUCAUUCGUCGCUCCCAGCUGACAUCAUCUGCCGCGCAUUGUGGAAGGCCAGUCAGUGAUCUUCCGCAGAGCUCCAACAAACACUUCUUCAACUCCACCACCCGCGACGUCCGGCGCUCCGACACUUCUAGACCAAAUCUGUAGCCUUGCAGCGAUCUGAACGAACAAGGCGACAGCAACUGCCCCUCAGCGCAACAUUGGUUGCAGCCUAAUCCGCCGAGAUGUCCUCCGUUCUACGAAGCGUGAAGAAUGUCACCAAGGGCUACUCUUCCGUGCAAGUGAAGGUCCGGAAUGCAACGAGCAAUGAUCCAUGGGGGCCCACGGGCGCAGAUAUGGCGGAUGUCGCCCGAAUCACUUACAACAGCUCGACCGAUUUCUACGAGGUCAUGGACAUGCUGGACAAGCGGUUGAAUGACAAGGGCAAGAACUGGCGGCACGUGCUCAAGAGUCUGAAAGUCCUGGACUAUUGUCUACAUGAAGGCUCGGAAUUGGUGGUUACAUGGGCUAGGAAGAACAUCUACAUCAUCAAGACCUUGCGUGAAUUCAUUCACAUUGAUGAAGACGGAAGGGAUGUUGGAGCAAGCAUCCGACAUUCUGCCAAGGAGCUGACAUCUUUGAUCCUGGACGAAGAGCGACUGCGUUCUGAACGAGCGAACAGGGGAUCGUGGAAAUCGCGCGUUACCGGACUUGAGGAAUUUGGUCUCGGGGGCGACCCAACGCCUAAGCAGCGAGAGCAGCAGCGAAGGCGACCACAGAACGACGACGACGAUCUCGAAUACAGACUGGCCAUUGAAGCUUCCAAGAAUGAAGCAGAGGAGGAUGCUGCGAGGAGAGCGCAGCGCAGUGGCUUUGACACCGAUGAUGACCUGGCGAAGGCCAUAAAGUUGAGCAAAGAAGAGGAAGAGCUUCGCAAGCGGCAAUUAGAGGACCAGCAGCAGGAGGACUUGCUCUUUGACAACACUCCGGAUCAGGCUCCUCAGCCAACAGGCUUCAACCAAGGCUAUCAGCAACAAGCCGCUGUAGACUGGUUCGGCAAUCCUUUGCAGCAGCAGCAACCCCAGGCAACUGGAUAUUUGAACAACGCCUACAGUCAACCCACCGGCUUGCAACAACAGCAGACCGCAUUCCAGAACGGCUAUGGUUACCAACAGCCCCAACAAACGGGCUGGGAACAAAUGCAGCUGCCGGCUCAGCAGUUUUUGCAGCCACAAAAUACCUUUAACCCUUGGGCAAAUCAGAUGAAUGGAGGUGCAUUCGGGCAACAGCAACAGCCAAUCCAGGAGCAGCCCACUGCUCAAGCUGGCUCGAACAACCCAUGGGCGACUAACAACAGCCAGACGCAAUCGGGCAUCGCCCCACAGCCAACCGGAUCAAACAACCCCUUUGCAUCGCACUCCCAACGACAGACCGCCUCCCCAUUCAAACAACCCACACUCGACACGCUCCGAGAGCAACAGACAACCCAGCAAUUCCAGACGAGGCCGAACCCAAUCCAGAACUUCUCGGUCCCACAACCAACCCCAUCACCAAUUCAGCCUCAGCAAACGCAAAGGCCAGUCGAUCCUUAUCAGGCGAAGCUCAACGAAUUGUUGUCGAGCGGCGAAGGACAAGAUACUUUUGGAAACACUGGAGAUCUCCGUAUUCCUGCUCAACACACAGCUCCUGGCACAUAUGUCAACUCUGCUGGUGCUGGCUCUAUGGGCAGAUUGGAGGCCGCGAAGACCGGCAAUAACCCCUUCUUCAGCCAGCCCCCAACACAGUAUCCCGCACAAACUGGUCCCGCGGCGCAAUUCGGCGGUCCCGGAGCUGGCUUUGGUGGAGGUAAUCCAUUCGGACCAAGACCUGGCCAGCAGCAGCAACAGCAGGGUCAGAGUCUAAUUGAUCUUUAGGAAAGGGAAGAAAAGUUUGGUAUAGCAUUCUUGUCUGCAGACGAGCAGAGAGAUUUCGGCAUAGGGGUGCCGUGUGGUGGCUUAGCAAAGCUGUGCCUCCUUUGAGGUGAUGCGACUGGGCAAGAGGGGAGUGUAUGGUGGUGCGCUGCGGAAAGGGGUGAGGCAAUUUCCUUCCGGGCGCAGGUCUUGCAUUUGCAUAACGUUCUUGAUACCCACAGUCGAUGUUAUAUCAUUCGUUCGGCUGCGAGUUGCUUGCUAUAUUUGCUUUAUAUUUUGGGAUCAAUAUCGUGAGAGAUCGG
Molecule: messenger RNA, 2341 nt
Organism: Cercospora beticola
Lineage: Eukaryota; Fungi; Ascomycota; Dothideomycetes; Mycosphaerellales; Mycosphaerellaceae
Product: ENTH domain-containing protein
Biological process (GO): endocytosis; actin filament organization
Cellular component (GO): endosome; clathrin vesicle coat; plasma membrane
Molecular function (GO): clathrin binding; phospholipid binding
Source: RefSeq, a predicted model, not a curated record